AUGGCGCAGGAAACCUCAGCCACGGAUAGACAACUCAGCUCGUCGCGGACGAACCUCUACCCCCUCGAGCUCUGGUGGUCCGUCGCCAUCUUCAUGUUCGUCGUCGGCACGUUCAACUGGGGAUCGUACAUCCACGCGAGACUCAGUCGCUCGCGGCACCAUCGGACCAUAGACAUUGAGCGCGGACCAUCACCUCCAACCCGUGCUCACCCACUUUGGCGAUAUCCAUUGGCUGUCCUCAAUGUUUUCCGCGUCGUCGCGUAUCGCUGGACGCUUAGCUUUGGAGGGUCGUAUUCGCUCAGUGUCGCGGAGAUGUUCGUCACGGCGGCGUACGUUGCUCUGGUGUUCACGUAUGCUUUCAUUAACUGUACGUCUCCUAUUUUCUUACUUCGGAACAUUCCACAGCUCAACUACAUGCAUCGAGUGAUAGGACGGACUGUGUUUGCCCUGCUUUGGGUGCACGGUGGCAGUGAACUAUACCGGUGCCUUCAGACGUUUCCUGAAGAUCUGGCCAGUGACUGGCUGCGCCUCGGCUUGGUUGCUCAGGUUGCCUUGACUAUCCUUGUCAUCGUAUCGAUACGUCCCAUCCGGGCUCGCUUUUACGAGUUCUUCUCAUUGACGCACACCGUCAUGGUUUUUAUCUUUGUUUUGGGAGGAUACUACCACGCCAAACCACUUCACGGUGCAUACUGGAUCUGGUCUGCGUUCGUCUUCUGGGGCCUCGACCGUUUCAUUCGCCUUGUCCGCCUCAUCGCCUUUAACUACUCAUAUUUUGGCGUCAAGUCCGGCUUCGGAAGCACGAACGCCACGACAGAGCUCAUCUCCGACAACCUCGUGCGCCUGCGCAUCAAGCGCCCGCCUCAUUUCCACUGGACGCCCGGGCAGACCGCCUACUUGGUCAUGCCGUCCGUUUCGACGCUUCCGUUCGAGUCGCACCCGUUUACGAUUGCGAGUGUUGAUUCUGAAUGUUUCGUUUCUGCGCCAGGAGAGAAGAGCGAAGACGAGGAAGGGGCGAUGUGGGGCGAUGUUGUCUUCCUGAUCAACGUCCACAAGGGUUUUACGAAGCGGCUUGGGAAGGUGGCUGCUGCUAAGGGCGAAGUGAGGGUGUUCGUGGAUGGACCUUAUGGAUCGACGCCCGAGAUAGGGUGCUACGACACGUGCGUCUUGGUGGCAGGUGGAACCGGCGUCGCUCAUACCCUUCCCGUCCUCUUGGGAAUUGUCGAAGCUGCUCGUAACAACACCAGCAGAUGUACCCGCGUCUCGUUUAUUUGGGCCGUACGCGAUCCUAAUCAUAUAGAACCUGUCGAGCACGCGUUGGCCAGAGCCAUAAAACUCGCCCCUCCAGGCCUCGCUGUAGCUAUUCGCAUACACGUCACAGGCGCUUCCGCGCCAAGCACGGCGGUAACCUCUCGUACCAUCUCCAUCACAGACGACGCAUCCGCGGCCACUGCCGCAGCGCUCACGUCAAAUCCUGUACAAGAAAAAUCGGCUCUUGCUGCUCUCGAUGCUGUACGCGUUGAGUACGGCCGCCCUGAUCUUCAAACGCUCCUUUCUGAGGAGACCUCAGCAACUGAUGAGCGUAUAUUUGUUGAUGUGUGUGGGUCGGACGCGCUCACUCGGGCAACUAAAAAGGCCCUGUGCUUUCCCGUCUCUGGCCCUUCGAGCGUUGUAAGUGGUGGGCCGAGUGUAACGUUACGUGUUGAUUCGUUUGGGUAUGCAUAAGCGCGAUUGAGCUUAAACAGAUGCUGAGAAGGGAUAAACCAAAAGAAGCUCGGCGAUGAAGUAGUUUUUAGAUACAUCUUAUUUGUUAUCGAAGCAUUAGAACC
This is a messenger RNA of Coniophora puteana RWD-64-598 SS2, 1826 nucleotides long. RefSeq names its product iron reductase. The transcript is spliced from 8 exons. Gene Ontology annotation, molecular function: ferric-chelate reductase activity. Lineage: Eukaryota; Fungi; Basidiomycota; Agaricomycetes; Boletales; Coniophoraceae. The record is from RefSeq and is a predicted model, not a curated record. Gene Ontology annotation, biological process: copper ion import; iron ion transport; intracellular iron ion homeostasis. Bases 1 to 1722 code for a protein of 573 amino acids. Gene Ontology annotation, cellular component: plasma membrane.